AGUUGCUUUUUGGAAAUCGAAGUGAUUCGAGUUGUAUUGGGGUUUUAUGUAAUCGAUUUUCGUGAUUUUUUAACACGAAUGCGCAAUGGCGCCUUCAACAAAUUUUUGGAAAACACAACAGAAAGAAAGUGAUCGUACAUUGGGUUUGGAAACCGAGGAAGAGUGCCGAAAACGAUGGAUCUCAAUACGUAUCAUCUACUUCAACGGUUUUUUGGUUUAUUUGGCAUUUUCCAUUAUUGGAACCAGCGUUUGGCCUUAUCUGAAUUCAGUUGAUCCGGAUGCUGGGAAAGUAUUUCUCACUUAUGUAUUCGCCAUUCCAUCGCUAAUGCAACUGGUGUGCAGCCCUCUGUUUGGCUGGUGGAACAACAAGUUGUCGUCCAUAAGAAUGCCAAUGGCCUUGUUUUUGAUACUGUUCAUAAUUGGACAGAUAAUGUAUUCUACUGUCGAAGAAUUUCCGGUGCACCGGAAAUAUGUGAUGUUAACAGCUCGUGCUUUGGUAGGAAUUUCGUCGGUUUGCUGCACGAUUUAUCGGGCAUAUGUCUCAUCGGCCACUACAGUUGCCGAGCGUACCAUGACCAUGUCCAUACUUUCACUGGCUCAAACUCUUGGAAUUUUGGCUGGAUCCGUGUUCCAAUCUCUGUUUGCCAUAUUCGGCGAGGAAGGAUACAGAGUCCUGGGUCUGUUCCGGCUUAACAUGUACACCGCAAGUGGCUGGUUCUGCGCAGUUUUGGGAGUCGUUAAUUUAGUACUGAUGCUGCCCUCGAUAUUCCAAGAUCAGCUGAUAGCGGUGAAGGAAGCAAUGAAGGGCUUAGGAGUGACCGAUAAAAAGGAUGUCUACAAGACACUGGAGUUGCAGCAUUUGGCGAUCUUAUUGAUGUUGGUAGCUUUCGCCCUUUUGAUGUUCGUUUAUUCUGGCUAUCAAACGUGAGUACUGCCAAUUG
This is a messenger RNA of Uranotaenia lowii, 941 nucleotides long. RefSeq names its product major facilitator superfamily domain-containing protein 8-like. NCBI's taxonomy places the organism in Eukaryota, Metazoa, Arthropoda, Insecta, Diptera, Culicidae. Gene Ontology annotation, molecular function: transmembrane transporter activity. Gene Ontology annotation, biological process: transmembrane transport. The record is from RefSeq and is a predicted model, not a curated record. Gene Ontology annotation, cellular component: lysosomal membrane. The coding region runs from base 86 to 928 and encodes 280 amino acids. The transcript is spliced from 2 exons.